Messenger RNA from Corythoichthys intestinalis (scribbled pipefish), 3322 nucleotides. It is a transcript of the gene lta4h, whose product is annotated as leukotriene A4 hydrolase. Gene Ontology annotation, biological process: proteolysis; leukotriene biosynthetic process; peptide catabolic process. Gene Ontology annotation, molecular function: zinc ion binding; epoxide hydrolase activity; leukotriene-A4 hydrolase activity. The record is from RefSeq and is a predicted model, not a curated record. The transcript is spliced from 19 exons. Bases 534 to 2372 code for a protein of 612 amino acids. Lineage: Eukaryota; Metazoa; Chordata; Actinopteri; Syngnathiformes; Syngnathidae. Gene Ontology annotation, cellular component: cytosol; nucleus.
CGACAGCCGGAUUCUGAUUCCAAAGGCUCCGUGACGUCACCUCCGUCCACCGGAAACGCCGCUCGAGUUCCAGUCCCAUUAUUCAGCGCGAGAGUCCAGAAAGUCACAUUUUUUCAUUGCGCCGAAUCAAACCUUUCAACUCGGGGCUCGCAAAGUGGCAGAAAUGAGUGCGCUAGCUCGCUGAAAAAGAAACAAAGAAAACAUCCUGGAUCCGCGAGUUAUCGGUUCAUGUAUUGGCAACGAAGCACGGUAGCUCUUUGACAUUUUGGAAACAUUUGGCUGAUUCUUUUCGAUCGCGGACUGCAGGAUGACAACGUCUCUCGUUGAAACGAACAGUCUUGCUCUGGCCGAGUUACAAUUUGGGAAGUCAAGGCUGGAAAGUCUUUUUACUUGAAAAGGCAGGCUGCGGAAGUGAGUGAGAGGGAGGGAGGGAGCGAGCGAGCGAGCGAGCGGCGCGUCUUCCGCCCUAUAAAGAAAGCGGGCUCCCCAGCCCGUCUCUACCUUACUACUCGAGAGCCGGAAGAUCGAAAGCCAUGUCCGCCGCCGACCCGUCGUCAUUCGCGUCCGCCGCCAAGUGCGUGAGUCGCCACCUCAAUUUGAGCCUUCGGGUGGACUUUGACGCCCGCGUCAUCCGGGGUAAAGUGGCGCUGACGCUGGAGGUUCUGGAGGAUCGCUUCUCCUGCCUGACUUUGGACACGCGCGACCUGAAGAUCAUCUCGGUCAGCGCGAACGGGCAGGAGGCCCGCUUCGACACGGGCGCCAAGCACGCCUUCAAGGGGACCCCGCUGGAGAUCACGCUGCCCUUUGAGCUUUCCAGAGGGCAGAACGUGAUCGUGGAGGUGUCCUACGAGACGUCGCCCGGCGCACCCGCGCUGCAGUGGCUCACGCCCCAACAAACGGCGGGAAAGAAGCAUCCCUACCUCUUCAGUCAGUGCCAGGCCCAUCACUGCAGGAGCAUGCUGCCUUGUCAGGACACCCCGGCCGUCAAACACACCUACUACGCUCAGGUGUCGGUGCCCAAAGACUUGGUGGCGGCCAUGAGCGCCGUGAGAGACGGUCGGGAGGCGGACCCCCGAGACGCCGCCCGUGCGGUCUACCGCUUCAGACAAAACGUGGCCGUGCCCUCCUACCUGAUCGCCUUGGUGGUGGGCGCCCUGGAGAGCAGGCAGAUCGGGCCCAGGUCCAGCGUGUGGUCCGAGGCGGAGUACGUGGACCGAGCCGCGUUCGAGUUCUCCGAGACGGAGGCCAUGUUGAAGACGGCCGAGGACUUGGCCGGACCUUACGUUUGGGGCCGUUACGACAUUUUGGUCCUGCCUCCGUCUUUUCCGUACGGCGGCAUGGAAAAUCCUUGCCUCACCUUCGCCACGCCUACCCUGCUGGCCGGGGACAAGUCUCUGUCCAACGUGAUCGCUCACGAGAUCGCGCACAGCUGGACGGGCAACCUGGUGACCAACGAGACCUGGGAGCACUUUUGGCUGAACGAGGGACACACGGUGUACCUGGAGAGGAUGAUCGGCAGGCGUCUGGAAGGGGAGCCCUUCCGCCAAUUCAAGGCCUCGGGGGGCUGGAAGGACCUCCGGGACUCGGUCAGCACCUUCGGGGCGGAGAACCCCCUGACUAACUUGGUCCCCGAUUUGCGGGAAGUGGACCCCGACGACGCCUUCUCGUCCGUCCCGUACGAGAAAGGCUUCGCUCUACUGUACCACCUGGAGGAACUCCUGGGGGGUCCCGAAGUCUUCAUGGGCUUCGUCAAGUCCUACAUCCAGACGUUUGCCUACGGGAGCGUCACCACGGGGCAGUGGAAAGACUUUCUCUUCACAUACUUCAAAGAUAAGGCGGACGUCCUGAACAAGGUGGACUGGAACGCUUGGAUGUUCACGCCCGGGAUGCCGCCGGUGAAGCCGCGCUACGACACCGCGCUGGCGGACGCCUGCGUCGCUCUUUGUCGGAGGUGGACGGAGGCAAAAGAGCGAGACUUGAGCGGCUUCGGCGCGGCGGACGUCGAGCGGUUGUCGUCCCACCAGCUCGUCGAGUUCCUUUCUCUUCUGUUGCAGGAGGAGCCUCUUCCUUUGAGCCACGUGAAGAAGAUGCAGGAGGUCUACGAUCUGGACGCUCGCACCAACUCGGAGGUCCGCUUCAGGUGGCUGCGACUGUGCGUGCGCUCCCGCUGGGAGGAGGCGGUCCCCGCCGCGCUCCGGAUGGCCACCGAGCAGGGCCGGAUGAAAUUUACGCGACCCCUCUUCAGGGAAGUCUUUCACUUUGAAAAAUACCGAGAGGAAGCGGUGCGGGUGUUCCUGGAUAGCCGGGCCGCCAUGCAUCCGGUAACUUCCGGACUGGUCGCCAAAGACCUGAAGGUGACGGCGCAGCCGUAGGACACGGGCCGGCGCCUCCCCCGCCGAUCGUCCCACCCUCUGCUUUCUUUAUUUCCGCAAUUGCACCAGUUUUGUAACGAGAAGCCGGGCUGAGAGUUCCCUUUUUUUUGCUGGCCGACAACACUGGAAUUGAUCUACAACUCAAUAAAUAAAAGGCUUUCAACGAGGAUGUGGCAACAUAAGACUUUCUAAUGCUCAAAAUCAAGCCAAUUGAUCGGCGGUCCGACAAGAUCCCAAUGAAUUCUUUUCCUGCCGAGUGUGCGUGAUCGUCACCGAGUUGGUGUUGUUCUUGUGGAUACUGCAAUGUAAGACUUUUUUUUUUUUAGUCACUUGCCCUAAAUGUUCUUGAAUGGCGUAUCCGUGAACCUUGCGCGAUGUUUUUUGAACCAAAAACAACGAGAGUCGCCUGCAUGUUGAAAAUGAGAUUUAUUAGGGCUGUGACUAUACAGACAAGUCACGGUUCAAUGCGGGUUCAGGACAACAGGAAAAACGAGGCUUUUUUUCUCACAGCAUUUGAAAGAUCAAGUUUGGAAAGCGUUUCACUUCCUAUAUGGGUGAUAUUUUUACAAAGAAAUGUAAAAAGUGUGACCUACAUUUGCUUUGUUUUUAUGAAUGGAAAAACAUCAACACCUUUGAUGUGAAAGAAUGUCAUCACGUGUAGAACAUGAAAAGUAACGGGUGAGUGAGUCACAAUGACUUUUUGGGGGAAAUCACUACCUUUUUUAAAGUAAGAUCAACAAUACUGGUAAGGCGUAGCCUACUCGACUGGGAGACGAGGCAAAAUCCUCGACUCUGACGUGAAAAUCAUCAGAAUGGAGUGCCGAACGAGCAAUUUGAGCUGUAAUAACCAGUCGGAGGCAUUUCUAUUCCAUUCAUUUCAAUUUUCAACGAUGAGGCGCCAGCCCGGCGUCGCUUACGGUCUCGGGUCAGGGCCGAUCCCGUCCGAAGGC